Molecule: messenger RNA, 2371 nt
Organism: Triticum dicoccoides
Lineage: Eukaryota; Viridiplantae; Streptophyta; Magnoliopsida; Poales; Poaceae
Exons: 3
Coding region: 119-1279 (386 amino acids)
Biological process (GO): regulation of DNA-templated transcription
Molecular function (GO): double-stranded DNA binding
Source: RefSeq, a predicted model, not a curated record
UCGGCCCCAGGACCCUCGAGAGAGAUCGGCAGAGCCAAAGCCGCGCACUUUCCGUCGCAACCUUGCAAUUCCCAUCGGAAAUAUCUUCCUCGCCGCCGCCGCCGCCGCCGCCUGCGCCAUGCUCCAUCUCCGGCACCGCAUCGUGUCCCAUAUCCUCUCCUCCUCCUCCACCUCUGCCAUCUCCCCACUCCACCGGCUCCUCUCUGCGGCGGCAGCCGCUGCCCCCAUUUCCCCGACCCAAGGAUUCGCCGUUGAGGACUACCUCGUCGACGCCUGCGGCCUCACCCGGCCCCAAGCCCUCAAGGCCUCCAAGAAGCUCUCCCACCUCAACUCCCCCGCCAAGCCCGACGCCGUCCUCGCCUUCCUCGCCGGCCUCGGCCUCUCCGGCGCCGAUGCCGCCGCCGUCGUCGCCAAAGACCCGCUCUUCCUCUGCGCCGGCGUGGAGAGAACAUUGGCCCCCGUCGUCGACGGCCUCGCCGGCCUCGGCCUGUCGCGCCCUGAGAUCGCCCGCCUCGUCUCGCUUGUCCACAGCCGCUUCCGCCGCAGAUCCAUAGUCCCCAAGCUGGAGUACUACCUGCCCCUCUUCGGCUCCUUCCACAGCUUCCUCCGGGCGUCCCAGCGCGCAUGCUACCUUCUCUCAUCGGACCUCGACAAGGUGGUCAAGCCCAAUGUCAUGUUCCUGCGGGAAUGCGGGCUAGCUGAUUGCGACAUUACCAAGCUGUGUAUCUCUGAGCCGAGGUUGCUCGGCAACAAACUGGAACGCGUCCAGGCAAUGGUGGCGCGCGCCGAAGGUCUGGGCGUGCCCCGUGGCUCGGGGAUGUUCAAGGUUGCGAUACAGGCUGUCGCAUUCCUCAGCGAGGAGAAGAUCGCCAACAAAGUGGACUACCUGAAGAAGACGUUCGGUUGGUCGGAUGCUGAGGUGGUCGUUGCUUUGUCUAUGGCUCCAAUGUUGCUGAAUAGGUCAAAGGACAUCCUGCAGCGCAGGUUCGAGUUCCUUGUCUCUGAGGUGGGCUUGCAACCGGGGUACAUUGCUCAUCGGCCGGUAUUCCUCUAUUAUAGCCUGGAGGGCCGGAUCAAGCCCCGGUGCUAUGUUCUAAAGUUUCUCAAGGAAAACAGAUUGCUCGAUCGCGACUGGAGCUUCUAUACUGCAGUCACUAGGCCUGAGAAGUAUUUCAUCAAGAAGUGCAUAUGCCCUUACAAGGAAUCUGCACCACACCUCGCUGAAGACUAUGCGGCAGCUUGCAGAGGGGAAAUGCCAAGUAAUUUCAGAUUUACUUGAACCAAAAAAGGGCUAAGGAAAUUGGUUGCUUGUGUAUGGCGCAACAAAUUUGCACUCUCCGUAGUGAGCUGGUUAAUUGGGGUACAGCUAGGCACAUAACUGUCAGAAGUAAAGUACUGUUUUACUUGCUGCCAUAGUAACGUCGCUGCGUAGGUGAUGGUGACAGUACAAAAGACGGAGAUGGGAUACAUGACGAUAGGUUUGUGAACCAUGUAACAUCCUAACAGCUGAACUGGCUAAUCCAUGCACUUCAGAAAAACCUUCAUGAAGUUUUCUCUUUUAUAAUUAUUGUGUCGAUGCUGUGUGCAUCAUUCUAUUUUAAUCUUCAUUUAGAAGCAUGGAAGAUUUAGAAGGCAUAUGUAUGAUAUGAUGACUGCUUUACCAAUGUACUGAAAGGUUGGAGUCCAGUAUCUUUGAAGAGCAGAGUUUUGCUAUUUGCAUGAUCUUACUUAUCUAAACGUGGAGAUAGAUAACCCUGGACACAAGCUUGGAGUUUCCUCCACUUAAAUAUGCAUAAUUUGUUGAGUUCUAGGACCUUACUUUUUAUCUGAAUUUUAAUUGGUGAUGUCAGUAUUUGAAGCCAAGGUUCAGCUUACUCAAAUGGUAGGGAGGUUCAUAGUGAUCCUGUACAACCAUAGUAGAGCAUAAUAUUUGUCUCUAAUGUUCAACUCUGAGUAAACAGGUUCUACAAACGGUCUUUUACUGCACUUGACUGAAGAAGUAGGUGUCCUGAUGUAUGCUGCACUUGAGAAGGGGGAAAAACUGUACAAAGGAAGGUGCCUUAAGAAAAUGAAGAAUGAAGAAGCAGACAAAGGGGCCUGAGACUGAAACGUGUCAGCUCAGCAGUACAUGGCAAGAGUGCUACUCCCACGCCUCCUUGACGAGGCAAAGUUCAUCUCUCUCGAUUAUACGUGAAAUAGGGAGUUCAAGGUCUUAUUCGUCUUUCUUGGCCUAUGUGAAUAUGAGCCAAUUCCGGAAAGUGAAUAAUUCUCUAUUGAAAGUGCAAGUCGACGUUCCUGAUACGAAAGUGAAAGUGGAGUGAAAUCUGGAUAUGAAGGUUCAAGUCCAGUUUCAAUCUGGAUAUAAAAGUGA